AUGCUCAUCCCUUUCUCCUCCAUCUUUCAUUAUUCUUUACAAUGUUUUCCUUUUGGGGUCCUUUCUUUUGCGACAUUUUUCUCCAUUCUUCUUUCUUUGAUUCUUAUUUUAUUCUUCUGUACUUAUUCAUAUUUAUUCAUUAAUCACGUUUUUUCUUUCUUUAUUGAUUUCUUUCUAUUUUCGUUUCUUUUUUCUUUCUUUGUCAUUUCUCUCUUUCUAUCAUUGCCAUUAUUGUUUUAUUCAAUACUGGUUUCUUUCUUUCUUUCUGUCUUUCUUUCUUACUUUCUUUCUUUCUUUUUUUCUUUCUUUCUUUGUCAUUUCUGUCUUUCUUUCAUUGCCAUUAUUGUCUUUUUUGUUAAUUCCUUCUUUCUUUCUUUCUUUCUUACUUUCUAUGUAAUUUCUUUUUUUGUCAUUUAUUUUUUCUUUCUUUCAUUUUAUUACUUUCUUUUUCUUUCUUUCUUUAUUUUUUAUCUCUUUCUUUCUUUACCGUUCUUUCUUUCUUUCUUUCUUUCUUUCUUUCUCAUUAAAUCAAAUCGUUUAUUGAAUACUUGUUCUUUCUUUUUCUUUUCUCUUUUUUUUUCAUUUUUUAAUCAAUAUUGUUUCAUUUCUUUUUUUCCUAUAAAUCUCAGAAUCUCCUUUCUUUCUUUCAUUUUAUUUUGA
This is a messenger RNA of Acanthosepion pharaonis, 660 nucleotides long. The record is from the annotation of a GenBank genome assembly. Lineage: Eukaryota; Metazoa; Mollusca; Cephalopoda; Sepiida; Sepiidae.